Bacillus rossius redtenbacheri is the source of this 2209-nucleotide messenger RNA. Its product is annotated as transmembrane protein 39A. Gene Ontology annotation, cellular component: membrane. The coding region runs from base 583 to 1926 and encodes 447 amino acids. The transcript has 11 exons. Lineage: Eukaryota; Metazoa; Arthropoda; Insecta; Phasmatodea; Bacillidae. The record is from RefSeq and is a predicted model, not a curated record.
ACACUAUACAGUAAAUUCUGGAACGUACUCUUUUGUUUGAAACAUGGACUAUUAUUUAUGUGUAAUUUGUAAAUAAAAUGUACGUAAAUGUAUUUUAUUUGUAAUAAUUUCAAUAAAAAAUAAUUUUUGACCAAAGGCAUUACUAAUUUUCGUUAGUAAACGUUAACUAUCUUUCAAUGGCAACACUAUUGAAAUUUAGAGGUUACAUUUUCCAAUGGAUUGUGAUUCACUUUCCUGCGUAAUUGUGAUAGCGUUGAAAUUUCGAAAAAUGGUAAUUUUUACUCUACAUGUCUUAUAAACAAAGCCCAUAAUUAUUUUGAAACUCUUUACUGGGGCUGAGGAGGAGGAGUGGGAAGGUUAGGAUUUUUAAGGUGAAAAAUGGAGAGGGGGCAGGGGACAACUGGGAACUAGAGCACAUAGAGGGCGGAGAGCUCACAGGUGAAAGUUCCGGAGGGAAUGAAGGCGAACAGAAAGAGGAAGGCUUGCCUUCUUUGUAAGGUCAGGGAGGAAGGGAAGGAAUGAACUGGGCUGGGGGUGAGUUUUUUCCUUCUGAGCACACUGGCAUAGAGCAAGGGCUGAGAGAUGGCUGGGGGCAGACGGAACAUUAACAGAGCGUCCUCUGGCAGAUCACCCUUACCUCCGCCCCCCGUUUUGCUUGUGGAUGAUGCAAGUAAAGGAAGGUUGGGCGGCCAGGCGGGGGCGGAGGGCUUGUCUGCCCGUGCCCUCACGGUGAAGCACAUCCCGGUGCCGGUGAUCCCGCAGGACGGCGGGGUCACCUUCGAGGUGCUGAUGUUUGUGUUCACAGUGAUGUCGUCUUGCCUGCAGUUCCUGCACCUCUACCGCACCGUGUGGUGGCUGCCGCAGUCCUUCACACGCUACGCCAUGAAUUUCUACUUAAUAGACCCGUAUCUUGUGGGAUUCAUAGGCACCAUUCUGAGUCGUCGCCUGUUGUACUGCAUGCUGUGCCGUGUUCUGGCGGCCUGGAGUCCCGCCCACGCGUGGCCCUUGUUGCAGCAGCUGCUGCAGUUAAUGAUGCUGUGUGCUGUGUCGGCAUGCCUGGUGUGGUGUGCCUACCACAUCAUUCAGAACCACCCACUCAUGAACAUUUUCUUCCUCUGCUACCCCAUCUUCGUGUACUUCAUCCUGUUUGGGCUGCACGUCAGCCCCUUCUUCGACGUGAACUCGCUGCCCUCUGCCUCCAAGAAAGACCAGAAGGAUCGCCCUUACUACGGCAAACCUCUGCAUAACUGCAGCUCGUCCCCACAUGCCAUCCGGGACGAGGUGGAAGGACUGAAGACCGACUUCAACAACCGCAUGAAGCAGAUCCUCUUCAGCUCUGUGCUUAACGCAUACUACGCUGGCUUCGUGCCCUGCUGCUUCGCACAGGCCUAUCUGUACUACGAUGUGUACUGGGCGACUCAGCACCUGGUUUUUGUGUGGCUGGGCUGCUUCUUCAUGUACUUGGUGCAUUGCUGCCCCGUCAGGUACUGCGACGUGCUGCACAGAGCAGCGCUGCACCUGGGCCGCUGGGGGAGGGUCGAGGGACGCAACAGCCACAUUCCGUCCCACAUCUGGGCCGAGUCAACUCUCUGGCACCAGGGAGCGCUGGUGAAGCACUGCAAGGAGCUCUACAAGGCGGAGGGUGUCUGCAAUGCUGCGGAGCCUGGCAACCAGACGCACAACCGCUUCUACGCGGUGUUCAGCAACCCCACGAACCUGGUGCUGUCACUGGUGUCGCUGCAAGGGCUGGUGGUGUUGGUGCAGCUGUGCGUGCUGGUGGCCUGCAGCGAGUGGUACCACGUGGUGUCCCUGGGGCUGCUGCUGUUUGCCAGCUACUACACGCUGUUCAAGCUGGCACGGGACUACCUGGUGUGCUGGCGGCUGUACGGCGUGGAGCGAGCAGUUCAGCAGCGAAGUGCGGAGUAGCAACCCCUUCUCCGUCGUCUGCAGCUUGUGCGACUGUGUACAAGGCUGCAGAAAAUACAGCGUUUCUUUUUUUUUUCUUUUUUUUUUUUUUACUUGAAAAAAAAACCUGAUAAAUUCAAGUGAAUUCGUAAAAUUCUGGGUUUAGAAAACCAUUUUUAACAUCCUAAACUACAAUAGCAUUUUACGUGAUAUAUGAAAACUGUGUAAAAUACCUAUAUAAGAAUUGCAAUGAUUUAGUCUGUAAUGUUGAAAUAAAGAUAAAUAAAAAGAAGUUUUACUAAAA